Cucurbita maxima (winter squash) is the source of this 1840-nucleotide messenger RNA. Its product is annotated as CTL-like protein DDB_G0274487. Gene Ontology annotation, molecular function: transmembrane transporter activity. The transcript is spliced from 8 exons. Gene Ontology annotation, biological process: transmembrane transport. NCBI's taxonomy places the organism in Eukaryota, Viridiplantae, Streptophyta, Magnoliopsida, Cucurbitales, Cucurbitaceae. Bases 251 to 1786 code for a protein of 511 amino acids. The record is from RefSeq and is a predicted model, not a curated record. Gene Ontology annotation, cellular component: membrane.
AUUCAAAGAAUAUGAGUUGAACGCAUGAUUGAUUGUCCAUGAGUGGAGGUGUCCGGAGUGAUGCUGUCCAAACUUCUGAUACUUAUUUUCUGUAAAGAAAGCCCUAAAAGGCAACUGAUUCAUCCCUUCCCCCUGUCGUUUUCUUACCCACUUUUCACGUUCUUCUCAACCUCAGUAUGUUUCAGUUUAAAAUCCUCCAAUUCUCAAACCCAUUUCAAAACAAUGCUCCUUAGUUGUUAAUCCGUUCGCUAUGGACGCCGACUCCGGCAGCGUCUCCUCUUCUUCAUUUGAUUCCGCCUCCGUUGCUACCGCCGAUCAGCUCCAGAAUGCAGCUCGGGGUCGAGGCCAAGCGUUGUCGAGUGAAUCGCCACGUUCUUGGCGGGAUAUUUUCUGGUCCAUUGUUUUUAUAAUUCACUUGAUCAUUGUGGGAUUUGUGCUCGUGAUUCUGGGGCUUAAUAGGUUCAAGAAGAGCAAUAGGUUACAAAUCGAUAAGUUCACCAAUACAAUUAUGGAGAAUCGGGUUGGAUUGACAGAGGAUUACUGGCCGCUUUUUGCUUUGGCAGGUGGAGUUGGAACCUUACUUGGCUGGACUUGGUUGUUCUUGCUUGGUUCUUUUGCAAAUCAUGUAAUGAAAAUUUCUGUGCAUAUUUUGACUACUUAUCUUGCUGUGAUAAGUGUAUUGUGCUUCUGGGGCCAGCUUUUUUUCUGGGGUGUAGCGUUUGCAAUCGGUGCAGGGCUGCAGUUCCUGUAUGUUAUAUCAGUUAUAGACAGACUACCAUUUACAUUGCUAGUGUUGCAAAAGGCUGUAAAGAUGGUAUCCGGGCUACCUGAAGUUAUUAGAGUUGCUUAUACUUUCAUGAUUGUCAUGCUUUUGUGUAUGGGAGUUUGGUCUUUCGGAGUCGCUGGUAUCGUGGCUUCGAGUAUGGGAGACGGUGGACGUUGGUGGCUAAUUGUGGUUUUCUCCAUAAGCUUAUUCUGGGUUGGUGCUGUUUUUUGUAAUACUCUACAUGUUAUAGUUUCUGGAAUGGUGUUUCUAGUUCUAUUCCAUGGUGGUGGAGAAUCAUCAUCUUUGCCAUCGAAGUCAUUGGCUUGGGCCUCACGGUAUGCGGUGACGACAUCUUUUGGUAGCAUUUGCUAUGGAUCUCUUUUUACAGCAGCCAUUCGGACACUGCGGUGGGAGAUCAGGGGAAUUCGAUCGAAGAUCGGCAAGAACGAGUGUCUACUUUGUUGUGUUGAUUUUUUGUUUCAUCUCGUCGAGACUCUUGUUCGUUUCUUUAACAAAUAUGCAUAUGUCCAGAUAGCAGUUUAUGGUAAAAGCUUCAACCGUUCAGCUAGGGAUGCGUGGGAGCUGUUCCAGUCAACUGGAGUUGAAGCUCUUGUUGCUUAUGAUUGCUCAGGUGCUGUUCUGCUGAUGAGCACCGUCAUGGGCGGUCUCAUUGCUGGGACUUGCUCGGGCAUUUGGACAUGGUUUAAGUGGAAGGAUAAGGUGUCGAUGGUGGCGUGUACCGCAACAUUGAUGGGAAUGGUUAUGGCAGGCCUUGCAAUAGUGGUCGUGGAAAGUGCCGUUACAUCCAUAUACAUCUGUUAUGCAGAAGAUCCAUUGCUGAUUCACAGAUGGGAUAUCGAAUUUUUCGACCAGAUGUCGGAGAUGCUUCACCAGCGCCUUCAGCAUCGGAGUGCACGAGCAAGGGAAGUGUUAACGCAGUAUCGGUUUGACAGCCGCAGAGAAGAACUGGCACAGCGUGUGGCGUUAGCGGCGCAAUUUACUUGUCGAUACUAUGCCUAACGGGAUGCUCGUGCUUGUACUCUUGCCUUUACCGCUCGAAAAUGAGGGGACAGU